AUGUCCAAUAUGACCUCCUGUCCAGCACGUGCGGAUAUCCCACUCACUUGGGCUUCCGUCGGCACUGCCAUCAAAAUCGCAGCAUGUUCCGUGCCAGACUGCGACAACAAUGCAGCAGCGCUAUCUCUCUGUUGCAACCGCUAUUCCUCAAACCAAUCAACCCCAGACUCUUUCAACGGCAUCUCAGGCAUCUACCUCACCUGCAUCAUCUCAUCAGACGGCACCGAUUUCAACGAGACCAGCACUCAAAAUUCCGACUACCAAAACUUCCAGGACUGUCUCGUUCAAGAGGGAGCAGCACCACUCCUUUGCAAUCGUCCUCGAGAGGAACGACAAGAUGAGCCGACCCCUUAUGACUGUCCUGUUCUAGAUCAAGACUCCAUCACAGCCAUACCACCAGCAAGACUGGGUGUGAACGCCACGGGCGAUGUUGUGUGCGGUCUUCGGAAUGUGCCUAAUGCAACGGCAGUCUUGAGGAACUGUUGUGGGGAGUCGCCGCUUCAGGCGUAUGGGCUGGGAUGUUUUGCUUCUUGUGCGGGAAACAGUUCUUUGGAACAAUGUAUCGAGGAUGGUUAUGACUAUGAGGGAGAAGGCAAUGGACCUGCUUGUGUUACUCUUGAUGAUACCCUCACGAAUACUGGUAGCUCGGGCGUUCAGGGAGGUUUGAAGGCCUGGCUGGUGGGUGGACUGUUGAUGAUCGUGGUGGCGAUGUCUUGA
This is a messenger RNA of Ramularia collo-cygni, 717 nucleotides long. RefSeq lists its product as uncharacterized. Lineage: Eukaryota; Fungi; Ascomycota; Dothideomycetes; Mycosphaerellales; Mycosphaerellaceae. The record is from RefSeq and is a predicted model, not a curated record. Bases 1 to 717 code for a protein of 238 amino acids. The transcript has a single exon.